GCGCCGAAUUCCAGUACCACGGUAUUUGCGGUGGUUUUGCAACCGCCGAGUUCCAGUACGGCGGUAUUUGCAGUGGUUUUGCAGGCGCCGAAUUCCAGUACGGCGGUAUUUGCGGUGGUUUGGCAGGCGCCGAAUUCCAGUGGUAUUUGCGGUGGUUUCGCAGGCGCCGCGUUAGAAGUCCAGUACCACGGUAUACGGCAUUUGCGGUGGUUUUGGAGGCGCCGAGUUGCAGUACCGCGGUAUUUGCGCUGGUUUUGCAGGCGCCUAAUUCCAGUACCACGGCAUUUGCGGUGGUUUGGCAGGCGACGAAUUCCAGCACCACGGAAUUUGCGGUGGUUUUGCAGGGCGCCGAAUUCCAGUACGACGGCAUUUGCGGUGGUUUUGCAGGCGUCGAAGUCCAGUACCACGGUAUUUGCGGUGGUUUUGCAACCGCCGAGUUCCAGUACGGCGGUAUUUGCGGUGGUUUUGCAGGCGCCGAAUUCCAUUACCACGGCAUUUGCGGUGGUUUGGCAGUCGCCGAAUUCCAGUACGACGGCAUUUGCGGUGGUCUUUUGGAGGCGCCGA
Molecule: messenger RNA, 564 nt
Organism: Symbiodinium pilosum
Lineage: Eukaryota; Dinophyceae; Suessiales; Symbiodiniaceae
Source: the annotation of a GenBank genome assembly